AUGGAGGAAAAAGACGCAAGCAUAGAGCUUCUUAGAAAGACGGUAAAAGAGCUUCUGAGCUUUGUGGAAGAGGCAGAUAAAAUGCCGAAAGAAAGCUUUCAAAUGCAGAAGUUUUUUAUAGAUAACAGAAACAGAAUUUCCGAGCUUGGAAGAAUAGUAGUUACAAUGGCCGGAAUGCCCGCUGACUCGCUGGAGGCUCUUAAGUUCGGAAGACUCUUUGUUUCGAACUACAUAUGCAGCAACAUAGUGAGCACACAGUUUUUGACGAGAGUGCUGACAGAUGAAGUGGCAAAAGAAGUGCUCAAGGAGGAAAUUAUUUCAUUCGUUAAAUCACUGACGGUGUAUCUGGAGAAAGAUAAAGAAAAUCUCUUGAUGACGAUACAGAAAGAAAAGGAUCUGCUGCAGAAGCUCAAGGACUCAGAGAAAGCUGCAAAAAGCGAUCCUGAAUGGACAAAGGAAAUAGAGAUUCUUGAAAAAAGAAUAAAAAACAUUUCAAUACUUGUUUUAGAUAAGAAAGCAACAGAAUCCUCUAGAAAGAGAAUAGAAAGGAUAAAAGAACAGAACAAUCCAGACUUUAUAGAGCUAAUGGAAAGUCUAUCCCGGCUUAAGUGCUUCUGCAGUUUUAGGAAAAACAAAAAACCGUCAAAGUACGCCUUGCUAAGGGAGACAACACUGCACAUUCUUGAAACCGAGCAGAUCUGCUAUAUUUCGGUCAUGCCCUUUCUCUGCCAAGAGAACAAGAAAUUCAACAUUGAAAUGUGCUCGCCCACUGGACAAGAUGUAGAGUUCAUUCCAACUGCAAAAAAGUACAUCGAGUAUAUUUUCACAGAGCUUAUGAAAGCAUCGCCAGAAAAUUCAUCGAACACAAUCGAAAUGUGCCUAAAAGAGUACAGAGAAACAGGGACGUAUAAGAGAGAGCACAUACAGGAUGUUCUGCUAGAGCACAGCCCGCCCAGAGCUGCCUCCAUUCAGAAGGCAAUGGAGUCCUUGACCAACACAAUUUUUUACAUAAACAUUGUUCGGUGUAUCUACUUGGUGAUACAUGAUUUUGCGUACCACAGCAUGCUUAAGUACAAAAAAACUGAAAAGAUAGAUCUCUCGCUGAUUUUCCUUCGAGAAAACAAGAAAUAUCACAACAAGCUCAUAAGGCAGUACGUCAGUAAGAUGGAGAAGUCAGAGAAUAUUUCAGAAGAGCCAAAGGAAAAAAACAAGAAGCAUCUUCAAAAUUACUCUUUUUUGGUUGAUAGAGAUGCCAUUUCAAGUAAGUUUCAUCUGGUGCGGGCAAUCUCGCAUGGAAUAUUUACAGAAGAAAACAUCUUGUCUGAAUACUUCAAAGAAUACCACACUCUGAGAAGGUCUGUUUUAAACACCCUUCUAGACAUUCUUUCCAGAAAAAUAUCCAGCCAGGUAUAUGAAGAAAUGCUGGAAAAAAAAGGUAAACACAAAAACGUAAACCAGAUGAAGAAAGAGUCACGGGAGACUCCUAAGGAGCUGUCGGCUCUGGUUCGUCGAAGAAUACUCAGCACUCUGCAAUCAGUAGCAACCAGGUUUAUGAAAACUAAAAGCAUAAAACCGCGAGCAUUCUUAUACUCUAUACAUUCGAACGAGUUUGAGAAAAGAGGGCUUCCUCGAUACCAUAAAGAAAUGUACAUGUUUCUUAUGCUGGCUCUUCCUCUUUUCGCCUUUUCUUCUAGCAUUCUAGGAAAAACACUGCAAUAA
Nematocida minor is the source of this 1719-nucleotide messenger RNA. RefSeq lists its product as uncharacterized. The coding region runs from base 1 to 1719 and encodes 572 amino acids. The record is from RefSeq and is a predicted model, not a curated record. NCBI's taxonomy places the organism in Eukaryota, Fungi, Microsporidia. The transcript has a single exon.